This is a messenger RNA of Sardina pilchardus (European sardine), 2928 nucleotides long. RefSeq names its product CKLF-like MARVEL transmembrane domain-containing protein 7. The transcript has 5 exons. Bases 1829 to 2284 code for a protein of 151 amino acids. Lineage: Eukaryota; Metazoa; Chordata; Actinopteri; Clupeiformes; Clupeidae. Gene Ontology annotation, cellular component: membrane. The record is from RefSeq and is a predicted model, not a curated record.
UAUGGACAGUUAACCACCACUACCACUAAAACCUCUCUUGUUCAUAGCACUCUUAUAGCUGCAGUUGGUAAGUCUGGCAGAUUGAGGGAGCUUAGCCAACAUUUUAAAGGUAUUCAACUCUCAUGCCACUCCCCCACUACCACCAAGCACCCUCCCAUCGAGUUUGUGCUUGUAAGUGACUGUGCACGAACUGUGAUUGACAGUCGGCCAAUGAUUAUACAGCCCAGCCCUUAUUGGACCAGAACAACCGGGAGCUGUGGAUUUUUGCAAAACAAAUAGCAGGCUCUAGGUGGACGUAGAAGCGCAGGUUUUUUUCUAAAAUUGGUUGAUUUAUGAUGUUCUGUCAAAGCAUAGGCUACUGUCGGUUCCAGUGAAUAUGACUAAAAACAUCUUGCCAACUGCAGCUUUAAUAACCUGCAACAUUUACACAUUUAACAACAUUCAUGUAACCAAUUUUUUUUUUAUUAGAAUCAGAAUCAGCUUUAUUGGCCAGGUUUGAAAACAAGGAUUUUGACUCUUAACUUUGCUCUCAAAGUACAACACUCAAACAAAUAGAAAAUAAAAUAAUUAAAAAUAAACAGUAAGAAUAUAAUGAAUGGCAGUAGAAUAAGGUUAUAUAAGAAUAAAUACAGUAUGUACAUUUGCAAAUAGAUAGGCACUAUGUGGGGAUAGAGUAAUGCAAUUGUUCGGAGGGGGAAUACGACAGGGGCUGUCCACCUUCUUGUUGCCCCUGUCAGGUUCGUUUGAAUGAGUAAACGCACACCUUGUAAGGUGCUCACGGCGGUAAAGGUUAAAUAUAAACAAAAGUGUCGUGGCACACUCGGAAUUUAAAGAUUUUUUUAUUCCAACGUUUCGGCUUACGCCUUCAUCAGGGUCAUUUGGGGUCAUCAGGGUCAUCAGGUUGCCAUGGUCGUGGACACCUCGACAGACAAAAACAAGAUGCUAUAUACAGUACAAUUGAAAAGAGGGUGGGUGCAACAUCAGUAUAGAUUUACUAGUCUGUACGAUUGUAUUCAGUUCAACACACUAAAUAAAUGUCCUCCACAUUAUCAUCGGUCUGGUAGGUGUGUUUGCUGAGUUUCAAAACAGCAUGGCCCUGCCAAAUCCUCAGUUUAUUGUGUACCCUACCGUUGAUAUGUGGUAGGCCUAUGUGAGAGAGUUCUAAAAGUCUAGUUUCAGAAAGUAAAAACCCUACCAUGUCUUGGUUUUACCUGUGCGUGUAACACAGGUGAUUACGCUAGUCAACUAAUCUGCCUGGCCGAGGAGCUGAUUUAGUGAAUGGCCAAAGCAAAUAAUAUGUGGCAGGACUUUUACUUUCUGAAGCCAAACUUUUACAACUCUGCUUGAUGGUAAGAAAACGUCAAGUUGAUUUUAAAAGGAAAUUUGAUAAAAAAGAGAGACUAUACUUAAUUUCACUUGAGACACAAAGUAUGGAAACAUGACGUGACGUGCUUGACAGUAAUUCUACAUUUGCUGUAAUACUUUGCUCAGCAUUUUUGUUGAGUUUGGUUGUGUCCACAAUUUCCUUAAAAUAAACCUUUACGUAAUAACUGCGUGGGCUUAUUUUGGUCAGAAACCAGAUAUAUCUUACUACAUGUCUGACGAAGAGAUGACUGAGACCGCACUGCCAGGAAACGUAGAGGACAACUCAAGAUUACUCAAUCCUGCCGUGGGCGUCUGUACCUCUCUGACCUCGGCGUUUCAGACCCCUUCCUGUGACGCCAUGUGCCGGUAACAACCAUCUACUUCGCUUAAAACACCCAACAAUCGGAUCACUGACUGCGGGGAAGGAAGGUCAAACUCAUUUGGAUUCCGAUUCCAUCUGAAAAUGGCCACUGACACUGAAGGAGUUUUGAAUCUGAAAUAUCUGAUAUCUGCCCAGGGCAUACUGAAGAUAAUCCAGCUGGUGUUUCUCCUGGCUGCCUUCCUCAUCACACAUCUCUCCCGGUACACUUCAGCGCUGAACACCUACCUCUUCUUCCAAAUCAUCACCCUCGGAGUCUUCUCCGCCAUCUUCCUCUUCCUCGUCGUCACUGCUCUGGGGCUGCCAAGCAGACUUCCCUGCAUCAGCUGGAGUGUAACGGAGUUUGUUUUAGAUACAGUGGCACUCCUGUGUGUCUUUCCUGCGUCCUGUGCGGCUGCGCUGAAGAGUUAUGACACGGACAUGCUCGUGGCCGCCUCAAUGCUGGGUCUGACGGUGUGUUUACUGUUUGCUGCCAGCAUAGCCAUCUCUUUCCAGCCCGUACACUCAAAGCUGUCCCCCCACAUCAAUGAUGAAGUCUGAUGCGGUCAGCCUAACGUCCAUGUCCUAUUUUUGAAAAAAAAAAAAAAAGGUUUCUGAAAACAGGAAGUUCACUCACAACUUCCUACAACUCAACCAACGAUCAGGUCAUCAACACAGAAUGACUCAAACACACAGAUCAGUUUGGGUGGGUUUGCAUGGACAGUAUUUUUUAAUGGAAAAAGCUGAUUCUGAUUCUGAAAAUCUUGUAUCAUCUGUUUACAUGGCGUACAUUCUAUUCUGUUCAGGUGCACUUUAGAUAAUUUGAUGGGAAGAGCCAUUGGUGCUUUGCUCUUGAUUGAGAAACUACAGCGGGCAAUCCGAUUUACCCUAAACAUGGCAGUUAAAUCAGAUUAAGAACGGAAUACACCGCCUCUUUCAUUCCGAUUGAAAUCCUGAAAUCGGAUCGGCUGUUUUAUUCCGAUCAAGGUGUUCAUAGACUAUGUGUUAUUUCAAUUCCAAUCGGAAUAAAAGUGUCCAUGGAAAACCUCCUACUGACAGGGAGCACCAGCUACUUAAUGUAUCAUUGUUCUUGUUUAUUAUUAGUGAAGAUGUGUUAAUAGAUAGAUUACCUUUCAAUCUAGAGAUUGUUUUCAGGAUCUUCAGGAUAAUCUAUAUUGUGUUUCUUAUUAAAGCAUUAUGACUUU